AUGAAAACACCAUCGCUUGCAUCUGGCUAUUUGCAAGGCGAUGUGGCACGGUUCGAUUGUUUCCAAACGCAUUGGAUUAAAGGCGAAAACGAAUACAAAUGUGGUGUAGUGGUGGAUUACUACGAUCCAAACCAGUAUCGUUUCGAAUGGAAUAAAGGCUCACAGCCGUGGUGUCGUUCCAGAGAGAGGGAUAAUCUCUUCAAAUGGUUAACUAUUGUCUCCGCAACUGUUGGUAUAAUUAUGGCGUUCGUGCUGAUAUUCUUAAGUUGUUGGUGUGUGAAGCAAAAGAAGCGACGGGAUGCAGACGAACGUGGUUCGUCUAUCUACGCGAAAACUCCUCUGCGAGGACCAACGGUGAAAUUUAUUCGUUAUUUAUUGCCCGAAUACAUUCAGAGUCCUUACUUUGCGAAAAAUGUCCCCCUUAAUUGA
Anisakis simplex (herring worm) is the source of this 429-nucleotide messenger RNA. Lineage: Eukaryota; Metazoa; Nematoda; Chromadorea; Rhabditida; Anisakidae. The record is from the annotation of a GenBank genome assembly.